Molecule: messenger RNA, 249 nt
Organism: Perkinsus marinus ATCC 50983
Lineage: Eukaryota; Perkinsozoa; Perkinsida; Perkinsidae
Exons: 1
Molecular function (GO): protein binding
Source: RefSeq, a predicted model, not a curated record
AUGGACUCACCGACUACAAGUGUUGUUUCCUCAUUUCUCGAGGCUGCUUAUCAGGGCGAUAUGAAUCGCAUGAAGGAGCUUAUGGCCAGCAACUCCGGUCUAUCUGUUAAUGUUCAAGACUAUGAUAAGAGAACUCCUCUUCAUUUAGCUGCUGCUGGUGGUCACAUGGAUGCUGUCCAAUAUUUGUUGGGUGAGGGGGCUCAGCUCAAGACUGAUCGCUUCGGUAUGCUUCCUAUCCACGAUGCUGUG